Molecule: messenger RNA, 2862 nt
Organism: Rana temporaria (common frog)
Lineage: Eukaryota; Metazoa; Chordata; Amphibia; Anura; Ranidae
Product: gastrula zinc finger protein XlCGF57.1-like
Exons: 4
Coding region: 3-1742 (579 amino acids)
Source: RefSeq, a predicted model, not a curated record
UGAUGGACAAUCAGCCGCCCCUCACAUCACCGGAUGGAUCCAGUAAUGGGAACCCACCAGAGAGAUGUCCUCAUCCUCUGUAUUCCACACCGGAAGGUCACACCACCCCUCACUGUCAUCAGGGUGUGAAACAAAAAGACAUUAAAGAGGAAGAAGAGACAUUGGUGAAGGGAGCUCAGAAGUCUAUGAAAAAGGCUGAAAGGAAAAAGAAAAAGAAAAGUAAACAGGAGGAAUCUUCUCUACAUAUGGACAUAAAUGACCUCUCUGCACAGAACAGGAAUACCUCUGAAGGACUUACUUUACCUCCGAGUUAUACUGUAGAAGAUAAUGGCCUCACAGAGCCUUCUCCAGAAGUAAAUCCCAUUACUGAUAAUAGACAUCAAAGACCUCACCAUUUAGAUCAGUCAAUAGAUGUCUCUAAUCCCGAGGAAUCCUCUGACCAAUCACAAACUAUUCCUCCAGAAAUACAGCUAGAGACUCCUAGAAAUGUUAGGUCAAGAGGUCCAUCUAAUUCCAAGACAUCCAUAAGUAAUGAAGGAGUUCACACAGAAGAGCGUUCGUUGUCCUGUUCAGUGUGCGGGAAAUCUUUCACUAAAAACAAAGACCUUCUUAUACACCAGAGGAGUCACAAAAGCGAGCGUCCUUUCUCGUGCUCGGAGUGCAGUAGAAGUUUCACUGAGAAAAGAUACCUUAUUAGACACCAGAAAAGUCACAAGAGUGAAAGUCCAUUCUCAUGCUCAGAAUGCGGUAAAAGCUUCACUGAGAAAAGAUACCUUGUUAGACACCAGAGGCGUCACAAGGGUGAGCGUCCUUUCACAUGUGGACAGUGCGGGAAAUGUUUCACCGAUAAAAAAAAUCUUCACGGACACGAGAGAAGUCACACGGGUGAGCGCCCCUUUUCCUGUUCGGUGUGCGGGAAGUGUUUCGCUUUGAAAAGCAACCUUCUUAGACACCAGAGACAUCACACGGGUGAGCGUCCUUUUUCAUGCUCAGAGUGUGGGAAAAGCUUUACUCAGAAAACUGGCCUUGAUAGACACGAGAGAAGUCACACCGGUGAGCGUCCUUUUUCGUGUUCCACGUGCGGGAAGCGUUUCGCUCAGAAAGGAAACCUCCUGUUGCAUGAGAGGAAACACACGGGCGAGCGUCCAUAUCCAUGUUCAAUGUGCGGGAAGAGUUUCGCUGAUAAAGGAGGCCUUUUUCUACACCAGAAAAAUCACACUGGUGACCUUCCUUAUUCAUGUUCCGAGUGCGGCAAAUGUUUCCUUCACAAAGGUGGACUUGUAGCGCACCAGAGAAUUCAUACAGGUGAGCGUCCUUUCCCGUGUCCAGAGUGCGGGAAACGCUUUAGCCAAAAAGGGAAUCUUACUAAGCACCUGAGAAGUCACACGGGCGAGCGUCCGUUUCCAUGUUCGGAGUGCGGGAAUUCUUUCACUGUCAAAGGAGAUCUUAUUAACCACCAGAGAAGUCACACGGGCGAGCGUCCUUAUCCGUGCUCAGUGUGCGGGAAACGUUUCAUUCUGAAAAAGACACUUCUUACACACCAGAGGAGUCACACAGGUGAGCGUCCUUAUUCGUGUUCGGUGUGCGGGAAAUGUUUCAUUCACAAAGUAAACCUCGUUGAGCACCAUAGACGUCACACGGGUGAGCGUCCUUAUUCAUGUUCGGAGUGCGGGAAAAGUUUCAUUCAAAGAGCUGGGCUUGUUAUACACCAGAAAAGUCACACUGGUAAGCGUCCUCAUUAGUAAUGUACAUACCAGGGUUAGAUUUGCGGGAGCUCACAAGAUUCGAACACCGAGACAUAGGCCUCAGAUUCUCCAAGGGAGGGAGGUGGAUAGGAAUAUCAACUUUAGGUGAAAUAUUGAAAGCUCUUGAGACGUGACGACCUGUAAUGGAAAAUUCCCCCUCGCCGUCCGAAGGCGGCUUGGUUUCAGGAACCUGGUACUGGCAAUCUUCUCAUUUUGGGUUGGGUAAGAAAACCCCCUGAUCAUACCGAACAUCACAUCAAUCAUUGCUUAGAAUUUCUGUAACAACAUCCUCUGAUGUCGUCCUCUGGUCAUCCUCUGAAGGUCUUCUCUGGUCAUUGGGUUAUGACUAAGGCCUUAUAGUCUGAAACACGUCAACUGUUCUCAUUUGCGUUUGUUCACUGUGGCUUGUUAAUAAAAACAAAGAUUUUUUAAAGAGCAACAACCAGAGGGCGGAUCAUCUAUUCCCCAUCCUCUAAAGGUCUCCUCUAGUCAUCCUCUGAAGGUCUUCUCUGGUCAUCCUCUGAAGGUCUUCUCUGGUCAUCCUCUGAAGGUCUUCUCUGGUCAUCCUCUGAAGGUCUUCUCUGGUCAUCCUCUGAAGGUCUUCUCUGGUCAUCCUCUGUAGGUCUUCUCUGGUCAUCCUCUAAAGGUCGUCUCUGGUCAUCCUCUGAAGGUCUUCUCUGGUCAUCCUCUGAAGGUCUUCUCUGGCCAUCCUCUGAACGUCUUCUCUGGCCAUUCUCUGAUGGUCUCUUCUACCCUUUAUACACUAUAUUACCAAAAGUAUUGGCACGCCUGCCUUUACAUGCACAUGAACUUUAAUGGCAUCCUAGUGGUUCUCCUCCCUCCUACCUAUCUCAGCGCACUUUCAGUGGCACUUACAACUUUGUCUCCUCCGCUCCUCUUCCUUUUUCUGUUGGGGUACCCCAAGGCACCGUCCUUGGGCCCCUCCUAUUCUCACUCUAUACCUCUUCCCUAGACCAGUUGAUAACCUCUCAUGGCUUCCAAUACCACCUCUAUGCCGACGACACACAGAUAUAGCUCUCCUUUUCUCAACUCACCCCCUCGAUCUCCUCACGGAUCUCAAACUUACUGAAUGACAUAUCAGUAUGGAUGUCACACC